AGAGCUCCAUGCGUCCCGCAGUUGGGACUGUAUUACUGCUGGAGGCUCCCGGAACCCCGACUCUGCAGCCGCGCCAGCCCGGCUUCGUGGGGAUCAGGGUUGCAAAGUGAUAUUCCUCCUUUCUCUCUCUCUCGAGUUCUUCCGAAAUGAGGGCUCUGGGAGCAGUGGGAGCUGCCCGGGUCUUGGUCGCCCUGGUAGCGGCAGCUCUCUACGGCCACUCUCUGCUGGGAGUGAGUGCCACCUUGAACUCGGUUCUCAACUCCAACGCCAUCAAGAACCUGCCCCCACCGCUGGGCGGCGCUGCCGGGCACGCAGGCUCCCCAGUCAGCGCGGCUCCGGGAAUUCUCUAUGUUGGAGGGAACAAGUACCAGACCGUUGACAACUACCAGCCGUACCCGUGCGCGGAGGACGAGGAGUGCAGCACGGAUGAGUACUGCGCGAGUCCUACCCGCGGAACGGGCGCCGGCGCGCAGAUCUGCCUCACCUGCAGGAAGCGCCGAAAACGCUGCAUGCGUCACGCUAUGUGCUGCCCCGGAAAUUACUGCAAAAACGGAAUAUGUAUGCCUUCUGAUCAUAAUAAUUUCCAUCGAGAGGAAAUAGAGGAAACCAUUAUUGAAAGCUUUGGUAAUGAUCACAGCACCCUGGAUGGGUACCCCGGAAGAACUACACUAUCUUCAAAAACAUAUCAUAACCAAGGACAAGAAGGUUCUGUCUGUCUCCGAUCAUCAGAUUGUGCCACAGGGUUGUGUUGUGCUAGACAUUUCUGGUCCAAAAUCUGUAAACCUAUCCUCAAAGAAGGUCAAGUGUGCACCAAGCACAGGAGAAAAGGCUCCCAUGGGCUGGAGAUAUUCCAGCGUUGUUACUGCGAAGAAGGUCUGUCUUGCCAGAUUCAGAAAGAUCACCAUCAAGCCAGUAAUUCUUCUAGACUUCACACCUGUCAGAGACACUAAGCCAGCUGUCCAAAUACAGUGGACUCUUUUAUAUAAUAUAUGCUAUGAAAACCUUUUGUGACUUUCGCCACAUCAGCCCUUAAGGAUGUACAAAUUCUGUGAUUACAAUUAAGCAUUCCUAUAAUACCUUC
Messenger RNA from Pteropus alecto (black flying fox), 1081 nucleotides. RefSeq names its product dickkopf WNT signaling pathway inhibitor 1 (gene DKK1). Gene Ontology annotation, cellular component: extracellular region. Gene Ontology annotation, molecular function: co-receptor binding; receptor antagonist activity. Gene Ontology annotation, biological process: negative regulation of canonical Wnt signaling pathway; multicellular organism development. The transcript is spliced from 4 exons. The record is from RefSeq and is a predicted model, not a curated record. Bases 147 to 950 code for a protein of 267 amino acids. NCBI's taxonomy places the organism in Eukaryota, Metazoa, Chordata, Mammalia, Chiroptera, Pteropodidae.